Lathyrus sativus (Indian pea) is the source of this 1317-nucleotide messenger RNA. Lineage: Eukaryota; Viridiplantae; Streptophyta; Magnoliopsida; Fabales; Fabaceae. The record is from the annotation of a GenBank genome assembly.
AUGAAACUACUCGCUCCCGCGACUCCCCUCCGAGCACUACACGUGCUAACUCUCUUCAACCACACGUGUCUCCUUCGGCCUCUACCCGCAACCGUACUCCCCCCCUCUCCCAACUCUACACUCAGAAUGCUUCAUUAUAAAUACCAAACGCGCGCCUCACAAUUUAACAGAACCAUAACCGCUCGCAUGGAGUCUCCAAAUCCCGAAACCGAAGCCAAAAUGGAAGAAACCGAAGCCGAAAUGGAAGAAAACGAAGCCAUUAAAAUUGAGAGCAAGUUCCGAUCAGAGUUUCUGCAAAUGCUCCGUAAGAGACGAGCUCCUCAAGUUCCGUUAACGGUUGAAAUCGCAAAACCAGCCACGGUUUUUUGGUAUGAGAGCAUUCCAGGCGAAGAGGACACUAUGAGAUCUUGUCCAAAGAAAGACAUUGAGAAUUUCAAAGAUUUGCUCAAGGAGGAGAAUCUGCAUUUAAAUAUAGAGGAAGGAGAUCAAGGAAAGUUACCGGUGUUGAUUUUGAGCUUGAAGGAAAGUGAUAAACAGAUAAAAAGACCUGCGGUUGUUAUCCUUCACGGUUCAAACAAGUGUAAAGAAUAUAUGCGUCCAUUGCUAGAGCCAUAUGCUUCACGGGGAUACGUAGCAAUUUCGGUUGAUUCUCGUUACCAUGGUGAACGAGCAAAGAGUGCCAACACCUAUCGCGAGGCUCUUAUUUCUGCAUGGAAAACCGGAGACACAAUGCCAUUCAUAUUUGACACGGUUUGGGACUUGAUUAAAUUGGCAGAUUAUCUAACACAGAGAGAAGAUAUAGACCCCUCUAGGAUAGGAAUCACAGGAAUAUCACUUGGAGGAAUGCACGCAUGGUUUGCUGCAGCUGUUGAUACUCGCUAUGCAGUAGUUGCUCCUCUAAUUGGUGUUCAGGGAUUUCGAUGGGCCAUAGACAACGAUAAGUGGCAUGGCCGAGUUGAUAGUUUAAAGCAUGUUUUUGAAGUGGCUCGUGACGAUUUGGGUAAAAGUGAAAUUGACAAAGAGGUAGUGGAGAAGGUGUGGGACAGGAUUGCUCCUGGUUUAGCUUCCCAGUUUGAUUCCCCCUACUCGAUUCCAUCUAUUGCACCCCGUCCUCUGCUUAUUCUCAAUGGAGCGGAAGAUCCUAGGUGUCCCCCUGCCGGUUUGGAAGCUCUAAGAUUGAAAGUAAGUGAGAUGUAUGCAAAGUUUCAAUGCUCAGAUAAUUUUAAGUUUAUAGCAGAACCUGAAAUUCGACAUCAAAUAACAAAGUUACAUGUGAAAGAGUUGUCUGAUUGGUUUGACAAGUUCCUAAAGCCGUAG